AUGUCCAGGCAGUCCAGCAUCACUUUCCAGACCGGCAGCCGCAGGAGCUUCAGCACGGCCUCGGCCACCACCCCAGCGGCCGGCCGCUCCCGCUUCAGCUCCGUCUCCGUGGCCCGCUCCACAGGAGGCGGUGCAGGGCUGGGCAGGAUGAGCAGCGCUGGGGCGGGCUUUGGGAGCCGCAGCCUCUACAACCUGGGGGGCACCAGGCGGGUCUCCAUCGGGGGGUGCGGCGGCAGCUUCCGAAGUGGCUUUGGUGGCAGGGCCAGCAGCGGGUUCGGGGUCAGCAGUGGAUUUGGCUAUGGGGGCACAGGCGGAGGAGGCUACGGGGCCUCGGGCUUCCCUGUGUGCCCCCCUGGAGGCAUCCAAGAGGUCACUGUCAACCAGAGUCUCCUGACUCCCCUCAACCUGCAAAUCGACCCCACCAUCCAGCGAGUGCGGAAAGAGGAGCGGGAGCAGAUCAAGACCCUCAACAACAAGUUUGCCUCAUUCAUCGACAAGGUGAGGUUCCUGGAGCAGCAGAACAAGGUCUUAGAGACCAAGUGGGAGCUCCUUCAGGAGCAGGGCUCCAAGACGGUGAGGCAGAACCUGGAGCCUUUCUUUGACACCUAUAUCAAUGACCUCCGCCGGCAGCUGGACAGCGUCACCACAGAGAGGGGCAGGCUGGACGCUGAGUUGAGGAACAUGCAGGACGUCGUGGAAGAUUUCAAAGUUAGGUACGAGGACGAAAUUAACAAGCGCACCACUGCCGAGAAUGAGUUUGUGGCCCUGAAGAAGGAUGUGGAUUCGGCCUACAUGAACAAGGUGGAACUGGAGGCCAAGGUCAACUCUCUGACUGAUGAGAUCAACUUCUUCCGGAUGGUCUUUGAGGCCGAGCUGUCCCAGAUGCAGAGCCAUGUCAGCGACACGUCCGUGGUGUUGUCCAUGGACAACAACCGCAGCCUGGACCUGGACAGCAUCAUCGCCGAGGUCAAGGCCCAGUAUGAGGACAUCGCCAACCGCAGCCGGGCCGAGGCCGAGUCCUGGUACCAGACCAAGUACGAGGAGCUGCAGUGGUCUGCUGGCCUCCAGCAUGGGGAUGGGGAUGACCUCCGCACCACCAAGAUGGAGAUCUCCGAGCGGAACCGCAUGAUGCAGAGACUGCGCUCCGAGAUUGAUAACCUGAAGAAGCAGAGUGCCACGCUCCAGAACGCCAUUGCGGAUGCCGAGCAGCGCGGGGAGCUGGCCCUCAAGGACGCCAAGCACAAGCUGGCCGAGCGGGAGGAUGCUCUGCAGAAGGCCAAGCAGGACAUGGCCCGGCAGCUGCGCGAGUACCAGGAGCUCAUGAACGUCAAGCUGGCCCUGGACAUCGAGAUCGCCACCUACCGCAAGCUGCUGGAGGGCGAGGAGUGCAGACUCACUGGGGAAGGCGUCGGACCCCUGAACAUCUCCGUGGUCUCCUCCGGCGGGGGCACAGGCUACAGCUCGGGCGGCGGCCUCUGCCUGGCCAGAGGCGGCGGCUACAGCUGCAGCCUGGGCUACGGCUCCGGGGGCGGCUUCAGUUCUACCAGCAGCUCCAGCAUGCGCAUCAUCUCCAAGACGUCGUCCACCAAGAAGAGUUACAGGAGCUAA
This is a messenger RNA of Leptonychotes weddellii (Weddell seal), 1608 nucleotides long. Lineage: Eukaryota; Metazoa; Chordata; Mammalia; Carnivora; Phocidae. The record is from RefSeq and is a predicted model, not a curated record.